GAAACUUUUUUUUUUUGCACCGCUCAAAAACUAUUCCAUUUCUCCAUCAGCAAUGUCUUCUUCAGAACAAUACAUCAAGACAGAGUAUCCGGUCAUCGACUCAGACCCCCACUUUUUGCGUGUCGUACGCUACAUGCGUGGCUCGGAUUAUGUCGCCUGGGGCACUCUGACAGCCGGAGCACCAGCUAUCCUCUUGGCUUUUGAGCGAAUCAGACCUGCUGCUGGACCAAAAGGAAUCAAUGUUGCAUUGGGCCUUGCCACCGCCAUGGGUUUCAUGGGAGGAUUCCUUUAUUCUUAUCAGAAGUCAAGUCUUCGUUUUUGGGGAUGGGAUGAAAAUGCUAGAGAACAGGCUAUGAAUCGUACCGAGAUGGAGGAUCGUGCUGCCAAGGGUCUUCCUGCUUAUGGAGAACCCACUAUGGAUGACGUUACUCAAGCCGCUGCUGCAAGGAACUCCAAAUAUGCCGCGCUCAAGUUCUCUGCUUUCCCCUGGUUUAAUACCACAAACCACAAAUACCAUCUUUCUCAGGACACUACUCAGAAUGACAAGUAGAUGUAUUUGAUUGACUAAUUGAAGUGAACGCAGUAGAUUAAAAGAAAGAGGGGAAAAAAAAUGUAUCAUGCUUCGUAUUUAGAGGCGUGCAAAUACAAUGCAUGCUUUGUUGAUAUGUUGUUCGAAAUAACUUCCUAAUCCACCAAUGCAUUAACAAGUGAGGAUAAUGACUCCAAAAUGAUAAUAAGUAAAACUAAACCUCUAACGUUGUCCGUCAAAGGAAUAAAUCUCUC
Molecule: messenger RNA, 783 nt
Organism: Lobosporangium transversale
Lineage: Eukaryota; Fungi; Mortierellomycota; Mortierellomycetes; Mortierellales; Mortierellaceae
Product: NADH-ubiquinone oxidoreductase complex I, 21 kDa subunit-domain-containing protein
Exons: 4
Coding region: 53-550 (165 amino acids)
Source: RefSeq, a predicted model, not a curated record